AUGGCUGACGAAGGAAAUUGGUGCUUGAUUGAAAGCGAUCCUGGUGUCUUUACCGAACUCAUUUCAAACAUGGGCUGCCGAGGCGUACAAGUAGAAGAAAUAUGGAGUUUAGAUGAAGGAACAAUGGGAGAAUUAAAACCUGUCUAUGGCCUGAUAUUUUUAUUUAAAUGGCAAAACAACAGAAACCACCAAAAUGAUCUACCUCCUCCUGAUAUAACCGCCGAUCACGUCUUUUUUGCUAAUCAGGUCAUCACUAAUGCAUGUGCAACUCAAGCUAUCUUGUCUAUUCUGUUAAACAGAGAUGAUAUCGAUAUUGGUCAAGAAUUGAAGAACUUUAAAGAAUUCACGCAGGACUUCCCGCCUGAUAUGAAAGGAUUGGCAAUAUCUAACAGUGACCUUAUACGAUCCGUACACAACAGCUUUGCUCGUUCAGAUCCGUUUGUUAAUGAAAUUGUUGAUCCUGAUGCUGGAAAAGAUCAAGAUGUGUAUCACUUUAUUGCCUAUUUGCCUAAACAUGGAGCACUUUACGAAUUGGACGGAUUGAGCAGUGGGCCCGUGAACUUAGGUGCCUGUGACGAAAAUGAUUGGGUACGUAAGGCGAAUGAAGCAAUCAUGAAGCGAAUGGAGCAAUAUGGAGCAUCAGAGUUGCACUUUAGCUUGAUGGCACUGACAAAAGAUCGUAUUGAGCUGUACGAGGAGCAGAUUGAAGAACUGGAUGGUUUAAUUCUAUCUCUAUCAGAAGAUGCAGUGGAAGAACGAAACAGGUUGAACAGUGAACGUAGUGUGCUGACUCAUAAGCUACAGAUUGAGAAAGAAAAGAGACAAAGAUGGCAUAGAGAAAAUGCGCUACGAAAGCACAACUUUAUUCCAUUGAUAUACAAUUUAUUGAGACAUCUUGCUGAAAAAGACCAAUUGCAAUCACUGGUGACAAAAGCAAAAGAAAAAGCCGCUACAUCAGCAGCCUCAAAAAAGCAAUAA
Molecule: messenger RNA, 978 nt
Organism: Rhizopus microsporus ATCC 52813
Lineage: Eukaryota; Fungi; Mucoromycota; Mucoromycetes; Mucorales; Rhizopodaceae
Product: ubiquitinyl hydrolase
Exons: 5
Coding region: 1-978 (325 amino acids)
Biological process (GO): ubiquitin-dependent protein catabolic process; protein deubiquitination
Cellular component (GO): cytoplasm
Molecular function (GO): cysteine-type deubiquitinase activity
Source: RefSeq, a predicted model, not a curated record